GAGCAUGUUAACGAAUAUCUCGUGGGCCGUUUUGAGCCAAUGACUUAUUAUUAUGUGCAACGUGAAAUGCGGGAUGGGAUUUCCCUUCCACCACGCCAACAUGCCGCACACCCCCUUUUGGAAGCCGACAGUACCCUCUCCGGACCGGGAUCCGGUGUUGGCGGCUCUGCUCCAAGUAACCAGCUCAGUACGCCGCCGAUCAAGGUAAGACGCUUUGAAGGGUCGCAAGGACGCGCAUGUGCUUGGCCUUGUUAAACUAGUUGCAGAGCGUGUUAUAUUAUGAUUCCGGUAGGCGUUCGUUGACUGGAACUCUACUGGAAGAACGAGCAGCAAACCCACCUAGGCUAGGUGCACAUAUCGGCGGCCCGCAAGCUACCGGCAAACAACAGCUAAGAGGUCUGUUAUCGGCCACUCUGCAUGGGAGAAACAACAAGCAUUGCCACGCCCACCUACCAUCCACCAACUGGGUGGCCGGUGCUAACAUGAGCGCCUCUGUACAUGCCCCCAUGUACUUCCUUCAAUCAUCUCCAACCUACGAGACAGUCAAACCAUACAGCCUUCGGUUUCCUCCUGGGGAUGGCCUUGAGCAGUCCAACGUCCUCUCCGAGACACACCUGAUCCAGGUGGACAGUAUGAGAGAUAGGCCCGAUCUCGAGCUCGAGACUUGCGGGUUUGAGGUGAUGCCCUUCGACUCUCCGCUCUCGUACGAGGACUUUGCGGACGCCCACAAGAUUGCCCAUGUCCUGUUACCUGCGAUGUGCCGGAAGCUCAAACAGCACUUGAGUGCUCGACACGUUGUUGCGCUCGACUUUUCAGUUCGCCGUCGACAUGCAGGGUUUCCGGUCUCGACUGGAGACGAUUACGACCACGACCAGCCUACCACAAUGGCACAUAUUGACUUUACGAUAGAAGAAGGAGAGAGGAUGCUGAGGGUCAUGUAUCCUGACAAAGCUGACGAGAUCAUCGCGGGUGGCUGGAAGUUGAUCAACACCUGGCACCCACUUCGGGGGCCCCUGAACGACUGGCCUCUGGCCAUCUGUGACGCACGCACGGUGAACCGCGAAGUCGACUUAAUGCCCGGCGACAUUGUGUACACAGAAUGGGCGACCGAGAACUUGCAAGUUCACUACAGCCACAGGUACAAAUGGUACUACUUGCCUGACCAGACGGUUGACGAGGUGCUCAUCUUCAAGAGCGGGGAAUCGUCCCCAGCCAAACCUCAAGCGGUGCCGCACGGAAGCUUCUGUAACCCGCGCGUCAAGGCCAGCGAGCACCCACGGGAGAGCAUUGACUCGAGAUUUUUCGUCUUCUACGCGCCGCUCGAGGAAUACCCCAGGGUGGAGGGCAACGUAUUUUCGCAGCGGACACACUGAUUUCGUCUGUUUUCAUCUGUUACACCUGGGUCUUAGCUUAGGUACCGUAGUGUCGGAAGUUUAAAUGAUUGCAGUCAGUGGUAUUUAUGCUUGGAUGGGCUUGUACAGUACUGGAUCCAAUCUGGCCGGUCUGAUAUGCGCGACAUACUUAUUGUGAUCUGUGUAACUGGCCUGCCGAAUCGAAACCACUGCAGAGCAGCCCAACCCC
Molecule: messenger RNA, 1581 nt
Organism: Chaetomium fimeti
Lineage: Eukaryota; Fungi; Ascomycota; Sordariomycetes; Sordariales; Chaetomiaceae
Exons: 5
Coding region: 483-1373 (296 amino acids)
Molecular function (GO): oxidoreductase activity
Source: RefSeq, a predicted model, not a curated record